AGAGCGGCGAGCUGAACCUGCAGCUGCUCGUCCACCGCCACUAUUGCCAACGAGCUCAUUCACCAUCAUAUCAAGUGAUUGCAAAUUUGUCAUCAUAAAACGAACCUCAAAUAUAUGUUACAUCAUUAUAUCUUUACAAAUACAGACAGUCUCGUUGUAUACAGGAGAGCUCACUGCAAACCAUCACCUCUGCUCCUUCUGGUCAUACGAACAACAUCACUCAGCUAUCAGUCAGGAUGAAGCAAGAAGAAGCCUUUACAGAGGACCAGGUCCGCACUUUGAUGCUUAUGGAGCGCAUAGGAGGAUCCAUUAGCCUGUUUGCCGUCAUCUUCAUCUUCAUUGCUUAUGCGCUCGUUCCCCGGGCGCGCAACGUCCAAAAUACAUUCAUCGUCUUCGCCAGCAUCGCCAACGUUGGGGCGAGCAUUGCGAGCAUCAUCGCAUUCGAUGGUCUCAAAGUCGGCAAACCUUCUGCCCUGUGUCAGGCACAGAGCUUUCUCUUUGAAAUGUUCAUGCAAUCUGAUCCAUGGUGGUCUCUUGCCAUGGCAAUCAAUGUCCUUCUCGUCUUUUACUUUCAUGCCACUCCGGAGUCGUUUCAAACUUGGUGGUGGGUCUACUGUAUCAUUUGCUACGGCGGACCCUUUACCAUUGCACUGGUUCUGCUAUUUGUUAAGAAUCCAGAGCGAGGACCAGUGUAUGGUGAAGCAACAAUAUGGUGCUGGGUUGACCGUCGAUGGGAUGAUAUUCGUAUUUACACUUACUACAUGUUGAUUUGGGUGUGCAUUGUUGGUUCAAUCUUGUGCUAUGCGUUGGUCGGAUACUAUGUCUUUCGAACGAGGAACCGACUCAGGAGCUUUUCCAGUUCCAAUGUGAAAGACGGCCGCCUUCCUCAGGUGCGAACUGACCCUGGCGACGGAUGUUACGGCACAGUGGUUACUGAAGUUCAAAUCAUCCAUUCAGAGGUUCCGUCUCUCGCACAUGCCGACAAUCACAUCAUCAGGAACCAUUCCAAAGUAUCCAUGACUUCAACCGGAAGUCAAGAACGUGAGCGCUUUGAAGGUCGUAGCCAGGCCUCGCCCGUUCAUUCGGAAAGCCACUUUUUCUCUUCCGUCGUGUCCAACAACCAGUCUGCCCCCGCCAAACCACCCAUUGCAUCACGAGUUAUGACCUCCAUAUGCUCCAUUGCGUCCAAGUUUGUUGUUGACGACCCCAUUAAGCGAGCCUAUCUGCGGACGAGUUUUCUAUUUGCCAUUAGUGUACUGGUAACCUGGAUUCCGAGCAGCCUCAAUCGCAUUAACAGUUGGUUACAUGGACAGAGUCCAUUCGAGUUUCACGUCGCUACCGCUGCAGUUCUUCCUCUGCAAGGCUUAUGGAACGCAAUCAUCUUUUUCGUCACUAGCUGGGCAACAGUGCGUCGCAAUUCAAUUGCGACCAAGGUCGUCGGCAACCGAGACGUUACGGAACAUCACAGGAUGGAGGCGCUGCCUGCUAAGAGUAGGUCAUCUAAUGGGCAGGAUUCUUGGCCUGGACGGGUUUAG
This is a messenger RNA of [Torrubiella] hemipterigena, 1535 nucleotides long. Lineage: Eukaryota; Fungi; Ascomycota; Sordariomycetes; Hypocreales; Clavicipitaceae. The record is from the annotation of a GenBank genome assembly.